AUGAUUUUAGCGCAGCUUCCAAGAUUUCAUCUCUCAAUCUUCGUGAAACCCUCAUUCUCUCUCUCUUCUUCGCAUUUCAAUUUCAUAAACCCUAAGCCGCCGAUUACAGUAGCAAGAACCCUUUUCUCAUUCGCGGCUAAAUCCAAUCUCGCCACUGUUGAACCCAUUCCACUGCCGGUCUCGGAUUCAUCCGAUUUUGAUGAUGCUCCUGUGGAGAUUCCGCUCGACAAGCUUUUCGUUCCGCCGGAGACUGAUAUCUCCAGUGAUGACCCGGCGAGUUUAACGACGAGGAUACUGAAGGGUUCGAACAUAGUGCUCAGCAAGUACGCGAGGGACGCUCAGAUUUUUCAGGCCGACUUCGUGAAGAGUAGUGUCCGGACGGAGGAUUGUCCGGCCGAUGGGCUGCCGGAGUUUGCGCUCGUCGGGAGAUCUAAUGUUGGGAAAUCCUCGCUUCUCAAUUCGUUGGUGAGGAGGAAACGCCUUGCCUUGACCUCUAAGAAACCUGGAAAGACGCAAUGCAUUAAUCAUUUUCGGAUCAACGACAACUGGUACUUGGUAGAUUUGCCUGGUUACGGAUAUGCAUCAGCACCGCAUGAACUCAAACAAGACUGGAACAAAUUCACCAAAGACUAUUUCCUAAACCGAUCAACAUUGGUCUCAGUGUUUUUGCUAGUUGACGCCAGCAUUCCUCCAAAGCAAAUUGAUCUUGACUACGCAAGCUGGCUUGGUCAAAAUCAGGUUCCAAUGACUAUGAUAUUCACGAAAUGCGACAAGAGGAAGAAGAAGAAAAACGGAGGUAAGAAACCAGAGGAGAACAUAAAGGAGUUCCAAGACUUGAUCCAAGGAUUCUUUGAGACAACACCACCAUGGAUUAUGACCAGUAGUGUGACGAAUCAAGGUCGGGAUGAGAUAUUGUUGCAUAUGGCUCAGCUAAGAAACUACUGGCUCAAACAUUAA
Arabis nemorensis is the source of this 957-nucleotide messenger RNA. NCBI's taxonomy places the organism in Eukaryota, Viridiplantae, Streptophyta, Magnoliopsida, Brassicales, Brassicaceae. The record is from the annotation of a GenBank genome assembly.